Messenger RNA from Platichthys flesus (European flounder), 3010 nucleotides. Its product is annotated as cell adhesion molecule 4-like. The transcript is spliced from 7 exons. The coding region runs from base 1654 to 2220 and encodes 188 amino acids. The record is from RefSeq and is a predicted model, not a curated record. NCBI's taxonomy places the organism in Eukaryota, Metazoa, Chordata, Actinopteri, Pleuronectiformes, Pleuronectidae.
GUGUCUGUGAUGUGACUGAGUUUCAUCUUGUGCACAUUAUUUAUCUGUGGAAGUUUUUCUUGUUUGAAGUCACAGACGAGAGCAGCAGCUACUAUGAGUGUAACUGCAGCAGCCAGUGGAUUUGUUGUCCUUCUUCUCACUGUGACAGUGGUACAGUGUGAGAAUGGCUGGGAUGUGAGUUACACUUCUACUGAGAUCUGUGCCGUCAGAGGAUCAACAGUGGACAUUACCUGUACCUACACAUACCCAUCCACAUUUAAUAACCAUGAUACUACAGUUCAGGAACCUUUCUGGUUCAUUAAAGAGAGUAAUGGGAUUCACGUUGAUCUAAGGACUGAUCCGGAUUAUUCAGGUCGUGUGGAGAAUCUCUGUGGAAACAACAAGUGCACUCUGAGAAUCUCUAACCUGAGAGAGAGCGACUCAGCUGUGUACAAGUUCAGGUUCACAACAAACCAACCUACUGGGAUUUUAACUUGUUCAGCUGGAGUCACUCUGUCUGUCACUGGUAACAUUUACAUCUGAACAUUCAUUCAUUUAUUUCCUACAUCUUGUUCUCUUGAGUGUGUGUGUGUGCACUUUUAUAUGCAUGUGUGUGUUGUCAGUUUGGACUAAAAUGAAUUCCUUAUUCUCACACACAGAUUUGCAUGUGCAGGUGAGAGCAUCAGUGAAGUAUGACUCUUCUAUCUGGGCAGAGCUCAGGUCUCAGAGCAGUUGUCGUCUUCCUGAUCAUCUGAACUACGUCUUGUACAGGAAUCAACAGAAGAUGACGGAAGGAGAAUCUUAUUCAGAUUAUUUCUAUCGUACAACCAGUGUUUCCUGUGCUGUUAAAGGACUCGAGGAUUUCCGCUCUCCGUCAAUGUUGGUAUGGAGUCAGAAUGGCUGGAGUGUGAGUUACACUUCUACUGAGAUCUGUGCCUUCAGAGGAUCAACAGUGGACAUUAACUGUACCUACACAUACCCAUCCACAUUUAAUAACCAUGAUACUACAGUUCAGGAAACUUUCUGGUUCAUUCAAGAGAGUAAUGGGAUUCACGUUGAUCUAAGGACUGAUCCGGAGUAUUCAGGUCGUGUGGAGAAUCUCUGUGGAAACAACAAGUGCACUCUGAGAAUCUCUAACCUGAGAGAGGGCGACUCAGCUGUGUACAAGUUCAGGUUCACAACAAACCAACCUACUGGGAGUUUAACUGGUUCAGCUGGAGUGAAAUGUUAGUGUGUAUGUUGAAAUAAAACCACAUGUUUGUUCACAGACCCUCAGCUCCAGGUACAUGUGAGGAGAUCAACAGCCAAUCCAUAUUCUACCUGGACAGAGCUGACCUGUCACAGCAGGUGUCAGCUCCCUGAUCAUCUUUCCUACGUUUGGUACAAUAACAAUAAACCUGUUGGACGAAAAAAAUACUUUCACCUCCAACACUUUAAUCCUGAAGACAGCUAUCACUGUGCUAUAGAAGGACAGGAGCGUUUCACUUCUCCUACAUUGUGUGAGUUUACUCCUCCUCAUGAAACUACAAUAAUGUGGAAAUAAUUUAAAUUUAAACUAUUAACAAAUAAUACAGACAGUGUUUUGAUUGUAUUCUCAUCCUGUGUGUUAAUAUAAACUAUCCUUCAGAUGCUCCAAAGCCUCCCACUGUGUCAGUGAGACCCUCUGGUGAGAUCAUGGAGGGCAGCUCAGUGACUCUGACCUGCAGCAGUGAUGCUAACCCAGCAGCUAACUACACCUGGUACAAGGAGGACGAGGACUCACCAACAGCAUCAGGACAAAUCUUCACCAUCACUGAUAUCACAGCUGAACAUGGUGGAAAGUAUCAGUGUGAGGCCCAGAACACACACGGACGUAGUAAGGCCACCUUUCAUCUGACUGUUGGAGCAGCAUGGAGAUCAGCACUCAUUGGAUCAGCUGCAGUUUUCCUCGCUGUGACUCUCCUCUCCGUGUUCCUACUGAUCAGAAAAAAGAGAAACUCUCAUCAAUCUGCUGAUCCUGGGGACAGACUUGACCACAGUGAGCAGCAUCUACACAAUCAGUCUGAGGAAAACUGUGACCUUCACUAUGCCAGUGUCCACUUCAUGAAGAGUCAGACGGAUCCCGUCUACUCCAGCAUCAGAUCAGAUGAACCCAGUGAACACAAGGAGGCGGAGGAGGUUGUGUACACUUCUGUCAACUUUUACAGAUCUGCCCCGAGAACCAGAGGUCAGGACACUGGAGAGGAUCCAGCUGCAUUGUAAAGCACAGUCAAAAAACCUAUGAAAUAUCUCAACAGCUGCAGGAUGGAUUUGAAUAGAAGUUCAUUCAACUGUUCAUGGUCCCCACAGGAUGAAUCCUUCUUUGGUGACAGACUCCAGCAUCAUUGUUGAACAAAAUGUUCAGUUUUAAGUGACUUGUCUUGACAGAUAAUGGAUAAAUUGCCCCGAAGAUGAAUCCAAACGACUUCGCUGACUUGACUUUUAUCUGAAAUAUAUCAUCAACUUGUAGAAGUUGUUAAAAACGCCACAUUUAGCCUGAAUGAAAAAUAUCAAACAUUUUAUAACUUGCAGCUUCAAACAGGAAAAUAUCUGCGGUGUGUGUCAGACGCUCGACAAACUGUAAACUUGUUAUUAACUUUUUUCUAUUCAUAAAAUUAUCAAAACAAGCAUUAUUAGCAAGUUGUAGUGUGACACUGCAGCCACUAGAUGGUAUAAAAGAGUUUUGCUGAUAGAAAAUCACAGAGAGAAUUUGGUUCCUUCACUAUUAUUUCCAUUUAUUGAUUUUAUCCGCUUAUUUUAUCACAAUUUCAUAUAAAAACUUGUCUAUCUCAGUAUCUUCUUCAUUUCUACAAUUAUUUCUCAUAAUUGAAUAUAUUUUUUUUUAAACUGUUUAGUUGUCUAUGGUUUUGUUCUGCUUAAUUAUAGUUAAAAAUAUAAAUGACAUUUUCUGCUCUGACUCAUGUUAAAUCUAUUAAAAAAAUAAAACUUACAUCAAAGUGAUUUGUUUAUUACAGCUGAAAAACGACACAUAAAACACAUUAUUUAAAGAAAA